AGUCCGUGCAAAGGCCGCCGCUGCUGCUGCUGCUGCUGCUCCUGCAGUGCGAUCCCAGAGGAGCGUCCGGCCCGCCGCCCCCGGUACAAUCAUGUUUGAAAUCAAGAAGAUCUGUUGCAUUGGAGCAGGUUAUGUUGGAGGACCCACAUGUAGUGUCAUUGCACGUAUGUGCCCUGAAAUUAAGGUCACAGUUGUUGAUGUCAACGAAGCUAGAAUCAAUGCAUGGAAUUCUGCCACACUCCCAAUUUAUGAGCCAGGACUAAAAGAAGUAGUUGAAUCUUGUCGGGGGAAAAAUCUCUUUUUUUCUACUGAUAUUGAUGCUGCCAUCAAAGAUGCUGAUCUUGUAUUUAUUUCUGUUAACACACCAACAAAAACUUAUGGAAUGGGAAAAGGUCGGGCAGCUGAUCUGAAGUAUAUAGAAGCUUGUGCUAGACGGAUCGUACAGAAUUCAAAUGGGUACAAAAUUGUGACCGAGAAAAGUACCGUCCCAGUCAGGGCAGCAGAAAGUAUACGGAGAAUAUUUGAUGCAAAUACAAAACCCAACUUGAACUUACAGGUGCUUUCCAACCCUGAAUUCUUGGCAGAGGGUACAGCAAUCAAGGACCUAAAGAGCCCUGAUCGGGUGCUGAUCGGUGGCGAUGAAACCCCUGAGGGGCAGAAAGCUGUCCGUGCCCUGUCUGCUGUCUAUGAACACUGGGUUCCCAAAGAAAAGAUUCUCACAACCAACACUUGGUCUUCAGAGCUUUCUAAAUUGGCAGCUAAUGCUUUUCUUGCGCAGAGAAUCAGCAGCAUUAACUCAAUCAGUGCCUUGUGUGAAGCCACAGGAGCUGAUGUAGAAGAGGUUGCAACAGCCAUUGGGAUGGAUCAGAGAAUUGGAAAUAAGUUUCUGAAAGCCAGUGUUGGCUUUGGUGGGAGCUGUUUCCAGAAAGAUGUUUUAAAUUUGGUUUAUCUCUGUGAAGCUCUGAAUUUGCCUGAAGUAGCUCGUUAUUGGCAACAGGUAAUAGAUAUGAAUGACUACCAGAGAAGAAGGUUUGCUUCCCGGAUUAUAGACAGUCUGUUUAAUACAGUCACUGAUAAGAAGAUAGCUAUUUUGGGAUUUGCAUUCAAAAAGGACACUGGAGACACAAGAGAAUCCUCGAGUAUCUACAUAAGCAAAUAUUUGAUGGAUGAAGGAGCACACCUCUAUAUUUAUGAUCCUAAAGUACCAAGGGAACAAAUAGUUGUCGAUCUUUCCCAUCCCGGUGUUUCAGAGGAUGACCAAGUGACCCGACUGGUGACCAUUACAAAGGAUCCCUAUGAAGCAUGUGAUGGAGCCCAUGCUGUUGUCAUUUGUACUGAAUGGGAUAUGUUUAAGGAAUUGGAUUAUGAACGUAUUCACAAAAAAAUGCUGAAGCCAGCCUUUAUCUUUGAUGGUCGGCGUGUCCUUGAUGACCUUCACAAUGAGUUACAAACCAUUGGCUUCCAGAUUGAAACAAUUGGCAAGAAGGUAUCUUCAAAGAGAAUUCCAUAUGCACCUUCAGGUGAAAUUCCGAAGUUUAGUCUACAGGACCCACCAAACAAGAAGCCGAAAGUAUAGGCGUUGUCAUUUUUGUAUUUUAAGUAUUGCAGAAUCAUGAAUACCGCAUUAUGUUAAAUAGGAAACCAAUGAAGUGUUUUUAAGGAAACAAAACUUAUUUUUUUAGUGAUUUAAAUCAAGUUUUUAAAAGCUACAUGAUUGGUAGCAUACCUAGUCAUCUUAAAUCUAGAAUCUAUUUUCUCUAUAUUUUUAUAAUAUUUUAUCAGUUGUUGAAUAACCAAAUGGAAAAUAAUCAUGAUUUUAAUGGUAUCAGUUUUUGUAAAAAUUAAACUUCAGGUCUCUUUAAAAUAUGUUCAUAAUUUGUGCUUUGAUUUUAUAUCUUUCUAUGUUUUGUUCAUCAGUAUAUUUAAAACAAAAUUAAAUGUGUUUUGCUGAUGACUUAAAAUUUUUUAUGUUAAAUACCAAACUGACUCUUCUUAAACUCUUCAGAAAAUGCCAUGAAGUGAGCCUAGUUGGGUAGGGUGUGAUUGUCAGUGCUGUCUGAUGUAAACCAUGAACCUCUGAUCAUAGAGAAAGGUAGUAGAAUGGACAGCCUUGGGUCUUUUGUGUUGUCAUCUUUAUAUACAUAGAACACAUGCUCUCUUGGUUCUUCUGAGUCCUGUACUACCUUCUUCAUGGUAAUUUUUAAGGUGAAAAAUGAAUAAAACAUUCCUUAACAUCUUAACGGGGGGGAGAAGAGAGGGGGAAAUAGGGUAGCACAUUGAGUUGCAUACUUUUGUUCAAAAGAGUCAAUCAUUUCUCUUUGGUAAGUCAAAAUGUGUGAAAUGAAUUAUUAACCUUAAGAGAAAAUAAAUAAAUAGCACGGUCUGUUUGUUC
Phascolarctos cinereus (koala) is the source of this 2392-nucleotide messenger RNA. RefSeq names its product UDP-glucose 6-dehydrogenase (gene UGDH). Gene Ontology annotation, molecular function: NAD binding; UDP-glucose 6-dehydrogenase activity. The record is from RefSeq and is a predicted model, not a curated record. Gene Ontology annotation, biological process: glycosaminoglycan biosynthetic process. Gene Ontology annotation, cellular component: nucleus. NCBI's taxonomy places the organism in Eukaryota, Metazoa, Chordata, Mammalia, Diprotodontia, Phascolarctidae.